Messenger RNA from Nymphaea colorata (pocket water lily), 643 nucleotides. RefSeq lists its product as uncharacterized. The transcript has a single exon. The record is from RefSeq and is a predicted model, not a curated record. Lineage: Eukaryota; Viridiplantae; Streptophyta; Magnoliopsida; Nymphaeales; Nymphaeaceae. The coding region runs from base 221 to 391 and encodes 56 amino acids.
UACUCGAGAGUCGAGAAGCUUGCGCGAGGGGUCGCUUCUCCCUCUCCGUCUGGAGUUUCGGGCGCAGGGGUGAUUCUGUUUAGCGAACCAUCCAGAAGGCGGAGGCCGCCCGUGUUCUUGCUCCGUCGGCGCGUAGGCGAGGGAGGGAAAAGGAGUGAGGGGCUCACGAACCGUUUGACUCCAUGUUCAUUCUCGAUCGGUAGCGAUCGAGGUUGCGGAAAUGGGGAUCUUCAAGAGCAGCUUCUCGUUCAUGCUGGGUACCGUCUGUGGCGUCUACGUAGCCCAAAACUACAACGUCCCCAACAUCAGAAAGCUCGUCAACACCGGCAUCGUCUUCGCCAAGCACAUAGAAGAGAGCUACCGGAAGCCGAAGAAGAAGGACGACGACUAGUGGAGGGGAGGCCAAGUUAGUGGAAGUUGAGCAUAUUCGUGUUGUUUAUAUUCUCCUAAUCCCUUUCACUUAUUCGAGUCAUCCGGAGUAAAUAAUUCGCGGGUUUCGGGUAGUUUCGAGUAUGUAUGGAGCCUACCCUGUUUUUGUUUACUACAUUGUUGACUAUCGAACAGUCGUUAAUUGACGUAAUCUAGAUUUACAUGAAAUUGUAAUACAAGUUCAUCAUAGGAAUUUGGUGCCUCUGUUGGUUUA